Capsicum annuum is the source of this 1510-nucleotide messenger RNA. Its product is annotated as ribonuclease 3-like protein 2. The record is from RefSeq and is a predicted model, not a curated record. Gene Ontology annotation, cellular component: nucleus; cytoplasm. The transcript is spliced from 4 exons. NCBI's taxonomy places the organism in Eukaryota, Viridiplantae, Streptophyta, Magnoliopsida, Solanales, Solanaceae. Gene Ontology annotation, molecular function: RNA binding; ribonuclease III activity. The coding region runs from base 184 to 1257 and encodes 357 amino acids. Gene Ontology annotation, biological process: rRNA processing; siRNA processing.
UAAUUCACCGAAUUUAAUCAAACAUCAGUCUUCCUCCCUAAAGUCCUCCUUUCCUGUGCAGUUUACUGAAAGUACUGACACAAGUCACUUUAUAGUAGUAACACAGUCCCACCACAUCAAAAUUCUUCACUCUUUCAACACACACGCUCUUCCUAGUUUCUUCCUCUUUUCUUGAAAAAAAAUAUGCAGUCACCGGAAUCUUGGGUAGCAGUGGCAUCACCCUACGAAUCUGAUGAUGGAAUCAUGACAGACAUGUCUAAAUCAAUUAAGUGUGUUGAACAAAUCUUGAAUUACAAAUUCAGAAACAAGAAACUUCUUGAAGAAGCCCUUACCCAUUCUUCUUGCACCUAUUCACCUUCUUACCAACGUCUUGAGUUUGUUGGUGAUGCUGCUCUUGGCUUAGCGGUAUCCAAUUAUGUCUAUUUGGCUUACCCUGAACUUGAACCUGGUCAACUUUCUCUCCUACGCUCCGCUAAUAUUAGCACCGAAAAGCUUGCUAGAGUCGCCGUUCGCCACGGCCUCUAUAAUUAUGUCCGACACAAUACAACUUCCCUUGAUGGCAAGGUGAAGGAAUUCGUGAUAACGGUAGAACAGGAGGUGCAAACGGAGUUCCAUGGAGGAGCAGUGAAGGCACCGAAAGUUCUUGCUGACAUUGUGGAGUCAGUCGCGGCCGCUGUAUAUGUGGAUUGUGGCUUUGAUCUGAAGGCUCUCUGGGUGAUAUUUAGAGGCCUCCUCGAGCCUAUUAUCACGCUGGACUUGUUGUCAGAACAACCGCAGCCUGUAACCAUGCUGUAUGAGUCUUGCCAGAAGGAUGGAAAACAAGUUGAUAUAAGGCAUUGGAGAAAAGGAGAGAAAGACAUAGCUAGUGUUUGUGUUGAUGGUGAAUUUAUUGUCUCCGCUUCUUCUGGGAACAAGAAAAAUGCUGAACUUCACGCUGCAAAAGCUGCACUCAAUAAGUUGGCCUGUAAAUCUACAAGUCAGUUGGAUACUGAAGUUGAACCAAACAGAGAGUUUGAAGGAGCAAAGCAGAAGCUGAAUGAGCUAUGUGGAAAAAAGAAAUGGCCCAAACCAACUUACAGAGUAGAGAGGCAGGUAGGCCCUGCUCAUGAUAAGAGGUUUAUAUGUUCUGUGCAAGUUGCAGUUGCUGUUGGCGUGCUUAGAGUGAUGGGAGAGGAGAAGUCACGAGUAAAAGAUGCAGAGAAUUCUGCUGCUUCAGCAAUGUUUUGGGGUCUUCUGCACAAUUCUAAGCUCGGUUAACGGGACAUUGUCUAUGGUACUUCCAGUAAUUCCGUCUUUGGCAUCCUUGAAAACUUGAGGCUACUUCGUCUCAAACGUCGUAUUGUUGGUUCCUUAAGGAAAUUUGGGAUCUGUUUGAUCAUUUUUUAUUUGAAAAUCAGCCCGUUGUAUUUGAAAUUUAGAAAAGGGAAAAAGACAUGGAAUUACUAGCUGCGAAAAAAUAGGUUAAAUUACAUAAAUGACCUCUUUUUGAGUGACGAAAAGUUUUUCAAAA